AUGAGGCACCUGCCAAACCCAAAUGCCAUUACUCAUGCUGGAAAGAUCGAUCACAUCCUUAGACGCAUAUACACAAAUCACACGUGCAUAUACUACCGCGCUCUUCUGGAAACGCAGAACACGUUGAGGUCGUACGUCUCCAACUUCACCUUUAACCUGGGAUUUUCUGGGAAAUUCUUUCAUACCGGUACGCAGGAGGAAGAUGAUGGAGAUGAUCUGUUGCUGAAAUAUGUUGAUGAAUUCUGGUGGUUUCCUCAUAUGUGGAGUCAUAUGCAGCCUCAUCUCUUCCACAAUGAAUCCUCUCUGAUGGAACAAAUGAUCCUGAACAAAGACUUUGCUUUGGAGCAUGGUAUUCCCGUAGAUUUGGGAUAUGCAGUGGCCCCUCAUCAUUCCGGAGUUUAUCCAGUGCACAUUCAGCUGUAUGAGGCUUGGAAGAAAGCAUGGGGAAUACAAGUGACCAGCACCGAGGAAUAUCCACACCUCAAACCUGCACGCCACCGCAAGGGGUUCAUUCAUAACAACAUCAUGGUUCUGCCCCGUCAGACAUGCGGUUUAUUCACACACACCAUCUUCUAUAAAGAGUAUCCAGGUGGCCCUAAAGAACUAGACAAAAGCAUUCGAGGAGGAGAGCUCUUUCUGACCGUCCUGCUCAAUCCUAUCAGUAUAUUUAUGACUCAUCUCUCCAACUAUGGGAACGACCGCUUGGGAUUAUAUACGUUCACUAAUCUGGCAAACUUCCUGAAAUGCUGGACCAACCUGAGGCUGCACACACUUCCUCCACUGCAGCUCGCGCACAAGUACUUCACACUCUUUCCGGAGCAGAGAAACCCGCUGUGGCAGAACCCAUGCGAUGACAAACGGCAUAAGGACAUCUGGUCCAAAGAGAAGACCUGCGACAGGCUGCCCAAAUUCAUGGUGGUCGGGCCUCAGAAGACAGGCACGACGGCUCUCUACCUCUUCCUGAUCAUGCAUCCCUUUAUCUCCAGCAACUUCCCCAGUGUCAAAACAUUUGAGGAGGUUCAGUUUUUCAACACCAACAACUACCAUAAAGGCAUCGACUGGUAUAUGGAGUUCUUUCCAGUUCCAUCUAAUGUCAGCACUGAUUUCCUGUUUGAGAAAAGCGCAAAUUACUUUCCAUCAGAGGAGACGCCCAAACGAGCCGCUGCUCUCCUUCCCAAAGCCAAGAUCCUCACGCUGCUCAUCAACCCUUCAGACCGGGCAUACAGCUGGUACCAGCAUCAGAGGGCUCAUGAAGACCCAGCAGCUCUGCAGUUCAGUUUCUACGAGGUGAUAUCAGCAGAUAAUCAGGCUCCUCCUGAGCUGCGCUCUCUGCAGAACCGCUGUCUCAUACCCGGACUCUACGCCACGCACCUAGAGAGAUGGCUUACAUACUACCCUCCAAACCAGCUGAUGAUUAUUGAUGGACAGCAGCUGAGAAAUGACCCAGCUAAAGUGAUGGACGAGCUUCAAAAAUUUUUGGGUGUCACUCCAUAUUACAACUACUCCCAGGCGUUGACGUUUGAUCCUCAGAAGGGCUUCUGGUGUCAGCUGUUGGAAGGCGGCAGAACUAAGUGUUUGGGGAAGAGCAAGGGCCGCAAAUACUCACCCAUGGACUCUGAGUCACGAGCGUUUCUCUCCAGGUACUACAGGGAUCAGAACAUUGAAUUAUCUAAGCUGCUGCACAGACUGGGUCAACCGUUACCAGCCUGGCUCAGAGAAGAGCUCCAGAAGGUCAGGUAGCCCAAACCAAACCAGCGCCCCUCUGGGUCAAAGAUCCAGCUUCACCCCUCAAAGGAAAAAGUGGUCAAUUGAACAAUACCUGCAAGGUCAAAAAUUCAACCCACCAAUCAAUGGAAGCGGUGUGAUCAUCUAGUGUUUUUGGAUGAUCAAAAAGGUCGAAUUUUGUGGGCGAGAUACGGUGAUGUUACUGUGACCCUUGAACUUCAAAUGCAGCCAGACAAAAUCUGCAUAAUGACUGAAAAGAAAUAAAAUAUAAACCUCGACACACUUCCUGCUAUAUUUACUGUCGCUUCAUCAGACACUGGAUAUAAAAGUAUGGCUUUAGAUUUUAUACGUCAUCAUUGAGAGAUUAAGAAGUGCACAACUACUGUUCAUAACCUCACUCUUGCGAAUAUAUCAGUCAAUCAAUCUAUCAGCCAAUCAAAGCAAAGAUGCAAAGUGAUAUGAAUCAACAUGGAGAAAUGAAGAGAGCAGUGAAGUUUGCUGCGUCAGAUUUAAACCGGUCAAUGGAGUGAUGUCAUUGUGAUGUCAAUGUCUCAGUCCACAUCCCAAUUACUGUUGUUAGAUGAUGAGCUGAAGAGAAAUCAUUUCAGUUUGUUGUGUGUGCUAGUGUGUGUGUGUGUGUGUGUGUGUGUGUGUGUGUGUGUGUGUGUGUGUGUGUGUGUGUGUGUGUUCGUGCGAAUGGGCAUAUGUCUGUUGCCAGGUAGCCUUAGCCCCGCCCACUGGACUGCAACUGGUUGGCUGAUGAAUUUGAAGUGUGACUUUUAUUUUUUAAAACAAUUUGCCUCAAUACAGUGAGAAAGUGCUUUGAGAAAUAUGUAAAUAACUAUAUAUAUAUUCAAUAAACACUGGAGAGAUUCA
Molecule: messenger RNA, 2601 nt
Organism: Danio rerio (zebrafish)
Lineage: Eukaryota; Metazoa; Chordata; Actinopteri; Cypriniformes; Danionidae
Source: RefSeq, a predicted model, not a curated record